Molecule: messenger RNA, 3407 nt
Organism: Dromiciops gliroides (monito del monte)
Lineage: Eukaryota; Metazoa; Chordata; Mammalia; Microbiotheria; Microbiotheriidae
Gene: FGF13
Product: fibroblast growth factor 13
Exons: 7
Coding region: 280-1050 (256 amino acids)
Biological process (GO): cell differentiation; positive regulation of gene expression; regulation of cell migration
Cellular component (GO): cytoplasm
Molecular function (GO): growth factor activity; fibroblast growth factor receptor binding
Source: RefSeq, a predicted model, not a curated record
CGCCGCCGCCGCCGCUGCCGCUGCUGGGGCUUCGCAGCUGGCUGGGAGCGAGUGAGCGAGCGAGAGGAGAGUUGGCGAGAGGAGCCAGGGGGUGUGGGUGUAGAAGAGCGACCAGGCACCGGCGGAGGCUGCAGGGGCAAGCGGAGCCCGAGCCCGAGCCCUAGGGUCGGCUGUCGGGCACUGUCUGCCUUCUACCUUGUUGAAAGAGCCCUCCGCGUCCGGCCGGAUCCGUGAGGGUUUCAGUUCCUCGGGGCGAGCUUGGCGAUCAAACUGGGAUCUAUGAGUGGCAAGGUGAUGAAACCCAAGGAAGAGAAAGAUGCUUCUAAGGCGCUGGAUGACGCUACCCCUGGCACACAGGAAUACAUUAUGUUACGACAAGAUUCCAUCCAAUCCGCGGAAUUAAAGAAAAAAGAGUCCCCCUUUCGUGCUAAGUGUCACGAAAUCUUCUGCUGCCCACUGAAGCAAGUGCACCUCAAAGAGAACACAGAGCCGGAAGAGCCCCAACUUAAGGGUAUAGUUACAAAGCUAUACAGCAGACAAGGAUACCACCUGCAGCUGCAGGCAGAUGGAACAGUUGAUGGGACAAAAGAGGAAGACAGUACCUACACACUGUUUAACCUCAUACCUGUGGGGUUACGAGUGGUGGCCAUUCAAGGAGUUCAAACAAAAUUAUACCUGGCAAUGAACAGCGAGGGAUACCUGUACCCAUCGGAACAUUUCACCCCUGAAUGCAAGUUCAAAGAAUCGGUGUUUGAAAAUUAUUAUGUGACCUAUUCGUCAAUGAUAUACAGACAGCAGCAGUCGGGCAGAGGAUGGUAUUUGGGGCUUAACAAAGAAGGAGAAAUAAUGAAAGGAAACCAUGUGAAGAAAAACAAGCCGGCAGCACACUUCCUUCCCAAACCACUGAAAGUGGCUAUGUACAAAGAACCAUCCCUUCAUGAUCUCACCGAAUUCUCCCGAUCUGGAAGUGGCACACCCACCAAAAGCCGAAGUGUCUCUGGAGUGUUAAAUGGAGGUGGCAAAUCCAUGAGUCCUAAUGAAUCAACGUAGCCAGGUUAAGGCAAGUCCAAGUGCUCUAUACUGGAACCUUACCUCCGGAUGCAGUUGAAUUCUUAAUGGCGGUCUUUCAUCCAAAUGGCCAAUUUUAGAAUAAAAACCACCAAAUAUGCAUAGGUUUCCCCCCUCCCCUUCCCUUUUAUCAGUUACUAUAUCCACUGGAUAGCAGUGGAUAUACCUUAGUAAUAGAGAAUAUGAUGUGCUCAUGCAUAUCACAAGGCCCAGAUUAGCCAACAAAACCCAAUCUUUGGGUAAAAAAAAAUUGGACAGUCAGUAUCCAAAUCCCCUUUUCCCAUAGCCUCUGGUCCCAUCCCCCCCCCAGGGGGUUGCCUAUGCUUGGUGGAAACCAAACCAAACCAAACAACACUUAACAGCACACACUGCUGAUAUGAAUUUGCUUUGUAACCAAGGGGGAAAAAACGACCACUUUCAUUCUUCAAGGGGAAUCUCAAAACUUUCCACUUUUAUUGGGUCAAACCAAUCAAUCCAACCAUUAAUCAGUUAUCUUGUCUUUUUUCUUUGCUUACUGUUUUAUAUCUAAGCUUGAUAAAACUCUUUCUUUAAUUUAGAAUAGCGCAACCUUUUUUUUUAAUUUCCCAAUUCAAAUGGUUCUCUCGCUCUGCGUCUUUCAAAUCAAACUCUACUUCAGGGUUGGAACUGAGUCGGCAUCUCAGGCUUAAGUUUUCUGUGGUGAUUUUGACACAUGAUGAUCAAUACAUUUUUAUAGGUUUGUUUAGCCCCCUGGUCAAGUUUUUGUGUUGACCCUCAUGUGUAGAAAUCUUGUCACCCCCUGGUCAGUGGAAGAUAACAUUAAGGUUAACAGCAAUCCGCCAGUGUAGACAUAUGUAAACAUGUGCAAAAGUAUUAUUGUGGCUUCUAUUCUAAAGACAGGAACUGUGGAAUGAAGUGGUGUCGUUUAUCGUGUUGUUGUGUUGUUGUUAUUUUUUUUCUUUUGAUGAGAACUGUCUUACUUGUAGAAGUCCUCCUGUCAAUGUAUGAAUAUUGUGUCUAUGGCAGUGUUAGGACAGGUUAGCUCUAAAAUGCAUAUACUUAUAUUGCUACUGGAAAAGUGUUGCCGUUUAGUUAGAUGUCCAUUUAGCUCGCCCUAUCUGUUGCAUGGGAGAAAGUGGGAGUCUUGGCAUCAAGUUGCAUGACAUGUCUGAUUUAUGUGUAUUAAUCCUUGUUGAUUCUUGUGCUCCCAAACUGGAGCAUCUCUAGACAGGCAGCUGUCUGUCUUGUGCAAAAGAGGCAUGUGUUAUCCCUUAUUAUAUACAUAUAUACAUACAUACAUAUAUAUAUAUAUAUAUUUAUACACAUGCUCUGAAUAAACUGUUUCUAUUAAGAUAUCCUUUUCUAAACAACUAGUUAAUUGAGCAAAUGCUCUAUUUGGAUUCUAGGUUGGAAACUAGUCUGUAACCACAUUUGGAGUUUUAGUCAUGUAAGGCAAGGGGGAAAGAGACCAUCCCCCCCUUUGUGAAUGGGUGUAAGAGUACUUCUUACCUGGAAACAGCUUCUGCUGUAAGAAGGGAAGAUGGCAAAUAACUAGAGAGAUGGAAUGGAGAUGUAGGCAAGCUUUUCAGGGCUCCGUAAAGGGCCCAGGCAGUGUGCCCAUGCAGGCACAUUUGGGAGGGGGCCUAAUCUCAGUGCCUCCUGGCCUACCCACUUAGCUCACUUUGCAGGUUUGCCGGCUGGCUAACCUGCUCAAUCAGCCGCCUGGAGCUCUUGGUCUCCUUGAGUCUGGCUAGGAGACAUGUGGAGGGGCUCUUUGGAGCAGCCUGACAAGCUUAGACAGCUAACCUGCUCAAUCACCCUGGAGCUGCUCUGCAUCUGCAAGACUUUUGAAAUCAACCAGUGGAUGCAUAAGCCUGCUUUUGUUUCUACCUGGAUUUAGAUGGGUUGAGGGAAGUGGCCCACUUCCUCUCCCCACAAAACAGGAAUUUGAAGGCCGAAGCUAUCUGCCCUCUAUUAGGCUGUUGCUGCCUCUCAGUCAGUAAGUGCUAGUACUGAGAGUAGCUUGAGUGUAAAGGUUUGAGUAAGCCAGGUAUUCUUCUGGCUCAGUGCAAGUCUUGUAAUACAGAAUCCCCAGGCCCAGUGCUUCAAAAAGAAGGCCUCCUUUGGAAGACCCUUCCAAAGGUGACAGUACUGAAGCUUGGCUACUGUCUUUCUCACCAAGGUUUCCAAAACUCUGACCAACACACUGUGGGCACACACACUCACAUACGAUAGUCUACAACAACAUGCUCAUCAUCUGCUUUCAUCAUCACCAUAGUGAACCACUUCAUGUGCAUGGUACUGUCUUAAGCACUGUACAAAAUAGUUAAAAAAAAAAAAGAACAAACAACAAAAAACCC